Messenger RNA from Equus caballus (horse), 4898 nucleotides. RefSeq names its product proline rich basic protein 1 (gene PROB1). The record is from RefSeq and is a predicted model, not a curated record. Lineage: Eukaryota; Metazoa; Chordata; Mammalia; Perissodactyla; Equidae. Gene Ontology annotation, cellular component: nucleoplasm.
UCACCUGUGAUGAGUGGAGUUGGGCCUAGUUCUGGUUCCAAGCUGGAGGCCUGCCUUCCCCUCACCUUUCUGUCAGCCAAAGCCUGAAGCGCCACCCCAGGCACUCCAGCCGGCGCCAGAGGAGAAGGGGGUGGGAGGGUAAGGCCCAGGGCCCAGGUUCCUCUGGCUGCCGACGCCGCUGGCUCGGGAGUGGAUGCGGCCACUUUAAGGCGGGGUGACCCCACGGCAUCCGCGGGCGGGGCGGGGACAGUGCGGGCGUCCGCAGCAGCAGCGGAGGCGAGUGCGAGGGAGGGAGUGCGCCGCGUCCGGCCCCACCAUGCUGACCGCACUCUCCCCGCCAGCCCUGCCGGGGCUCCCAGGGCGGCUGCCUGCUGCCCCUGCGCGGCGCCAGGACUCCUCCGGCUCGUCAGGCUCCUACUACACGGCUCCGGGUUCUCCAGAGCCCCCGGACGUUGGGCCGGACGCGGAGGGCCGGGCGAAUUGGCCCGGAGUGGCCCCUGCGCUGGGGGCGGGCGUGCAGCCUCGCCUGUCCGUCAGCGCCCAGAAUAGCCGCCAGCAGCUCGGGCCCGGCUCGGAUUUCCCGCGAGGCCCGCGCUCGGGCCCGCGGCCGCCCCAGCCCCAGCUGCGCAUGCUGCCGUCGGGGGAGAUGGAAGUCAUCUUCGGCGCCGGGCCCCUGUUCAGCCGCUCCGACACAGCGGAUAGCGAGGUGGAACAGCUCACGGCGCGGGCCUUCGGCAGCCUCUCUCCGCCCGGGGCCGCGUCUCCCACCCCCGCCGCACCUCAGCCCCAGGCCCCCGACGGUGGCUCCCGCUGGGCCACCUACCUGGAGCUGCGGCCGAGUCCUGCCACCCCAGCGCAGUUCGAGUGUGUGGAGGUGGCGCUGGAGGAGCGUGCCGCUCCCGCCAGGCCCCGGACGGUGCCCAAGCGUCAGAUCGAGCUGCGCCCCCGGCCCCGGAGUCCCCCGAGGGAGGCCGACGCGCCGCGCCCCCGACUGCUUCUGCGCACCGGCUCCCUGGACGAGUCUCUGGGCCGCCUGCAGGCCGCCGCGGGCCUCGUGCAGACGGUGCUGGCCAGAAAACUGAGCCCCACCACUACCGCUGCCCCGAACAGCGCCACCUUCAGACCCACGGGACGGCCAGAGCCUGCGACCCAAGAAACGGCCCGCAGUACUCGAGUGGCCCCGGAGGAGGCCAAGUCUCGGCCACCUCGCGUGCAUUAUAGUUCAACCUCCGCCAGGACCCCACGGCCGUGGCCCAGCCUCCGCGAGCGUGCAAUUCGGCGCGACAAGCCGGCGCCCGGGACAGAGCCGCUGGGUCCGGUUAGUUCCAGCAUCUUCCUGCAGUCAGGGGAGAAGACCCAGGAGGCGCACAACCAAGAACCUAAGACUCAGUUCCCGCGAGUGACUCUGGAUCGAACCGUCCUGAGGGCAGAGAGCCCGCCUUUAGAGUCUAGGACCCCCUGGGAGGUUCCAAGUAAGGCUGUGAGGCCGAGGAGCCCGUCCCCGCUGUGGCAGGCUCCAAAUGGGACCGUGCAGGGUCCUCAUUGUCCGUCUCCCCAGAACCUGUCCCCGUGGAAUCGGGCUAUUCGGAGGGCGAAUAGCCCUUCGUUCCCCAAGGCAUCCUCCGCAUGGGAAAAUCAGGAUCCUGCCGUCAAGGAAACUGUCAGCAGAAGGAGCCCUUCUCCUCCGACCCCUUCCCAGUGGACUCAGGAUGUUGACAGGGCAAGAAGCCCAUCCCCCGAAGCUCCUUCCCAGUGGGAGGUUCCGCAUCCGGCAGUCAAGGCUACCGUAGAGGGGAGUAGGAGCCCAUCCCCGCCGGCUUUGUCCUCAUGGGAGGCUCCAGACCGCCCUAUUGGGACGUGGAGCCCGUCGCCCCAAGAGACCUGGGAUCCCACGGUGCAGGGCUCAUCGGUAGUAUCUACGCGGGAAACUGUGAAUGGCUUAGCCCAGGAGGAACUGGCGCCGCCCACGCCUUCCGCACCCGGGACUCUAGAGCUCACGGAGGCGCAGAGUCCGUCCACGCGGGAGAUGCCGGCUAUUGCCAUCCGCGGCAGUCAGCCAUCACCACAGGUGGCUGCACCCGAGCUGCCUCUCAGUUGUCUCAUGGGGACCAUGGAUGCCAAUGCGCGCCGGAAAGCCUUGGGCCCUGGAGACGCGGCCUCGGGACGGCCGCGCGUGGCCAUUCCGCGGCCCCGCGACGUGCGCAAGAUGGUGAAGACCACAUACGCGCCAAGCUUCCCGGCAGGAACCCCAGGCUCAGGGCUGCCUGCGCCUCCUGCGGACCCCCGCGGGGAGGAGGGCAGUGCGUCCAAGACGCAAGAGCUCCGGGAGCUGGGGUCCCCCGCCCCAGCACACUACACUUCCGUUUUGCUCAAGGACUUUCUGCCGGUCGUGUCGCACCCCUAUGAGCCCCCAGAGCUGUCCCCCGACACAGUCUCCCGGGACUCUUCGCAGCCCAACGGAGUUCUGCGGCGGAGAGCAGAGAACAGCACGGCGAAACCCUUCGCGCGCACUGAGAUCCGCCUACCUGGUGCCCUGGCCUUGGGCCGCCGGCCGGAGGGAACCCGGAGAGUCCUGGUCCGCGGUCCUGGUGGAGAGAACCGGGAGGCUGAGGCCCAGCGCCUCGUUCCGGACGGCGAGGGUCGGACCAGCCCUCUGGGCAGCGCUCGCCUCUCACCCCAGCAGUCGCCCAUAGGGCCAGCAGGGGCCCCACCUCCCCGACCACCCCGCCCCAGCUCCCCGCAGGCGCACCCUACCUCGAGCCCUGGGAUAGCACCCAAACUGGAGACAACCCCUUCGGCCCCCGAGCCCGCGACUGCGGUCCAGUCGCCCCUCCCGCGGGAGCCCCAGGCGUCGGCGGGCAGAACGGCCCCGCCCCAGGCCCGCGCUGCCUCCGCGCCUCCGAUGGACAGGUACUCGGAAGGCCCCUCCCAGAGGGCGCGCAGGCUGCCUGGAGCCGCGCGCCCGGGGAAGGUCCUGGUGGACCCCGAGAGCGGCCGCUACUACUUUGUGGAGGCGCCGCGGCAGCCUCGACUGCGGCUGCUCUUUGACCCCGAAAGCGGGCAGUACGUGGAGGUCCUGCUGCCGCCCUCGCCCCAGGGGCCAACCCGCAGAGUCUACACCCCGCUGGCCCUGGGCCCCAAUCUCUACCCGCCCGCCUAUGGGCCUAUCCCUGGCCUCUCACUGCCUCCAUCCCCGGGCCCGCCGUCCUUCAGCGGCCCCCAGCUACCCUGGGCCUCUGAGGCAAGCCCCCUGGAAGGGAUGUACUACCUGCCAGUGAGUGGGACCCCCAGCCCCGCGCCUCCUCUGCUCCUCUGUGCUCCACCCUCCAGCUUCGGUCCUGCUCAGCCCGGCAAGGGCUCCUUGUUCCCUGGGUGAGGCCCCAGGGCCUGACCCCCAUGGUGUUGGGGCCUGUUGACACCCUUGGAGUUUCUGGCAUCCUGUCCCCUGCCCUCCUCUCCUUCUAUCACCUCUUUCUUUUACCCAUCCCAUGCCAUCUUCAGCCCAGAAGUUACCUUCAGACAAUGUAUCUGAGACACCCGGGGCUGAUGGAGCUGGAGCUCAGGAAGUGGCUGCCUACUUCCUCUCCCAACAAAAUUGUGUACCCCUUUCCCAAGCAUUCCCAGAGUGCUGUGUUUGUGUGUGUGUGUAAAAGUGAGGAGUCCCAGGACAUGUCCCCAGGAGCCAACCUGAAGGGAUAUUGGGGUUCUGGAGGGGCAGCAGGAAAUGGGAGCAGCAAGGGACAGGACUGUCCCCAGAGGUAGUGAGCAGUCUGUCCCUCCCUGAAGGUGGGCCCAGCGAUGUGCAGGCUAGUGAGCACUGGUGAGAUGGAAGGAGAAGGACUCUGGCUAUCAAAUCUGUUAUUCUUUGGAAGAAGAUCUGAGCCUUGGCCUGGGAGGCUCUGGGGAAAGUAGCUAGUGUAGCCCCCAGGCCAGGCUGGGUCUGAGAAAGGGAUCUGUGGGGACAGCAGGUGGAGACGGAGCAGGAAAGUAAUAUGUGAGGGGCUAUGGAGGGUGGGCCUGGGAUCUGGAGUGGGGAUAAUGGGAGUUGGGGGUGGGGAGGGGGCUGUAGCCUCGAGCUGGGAGCCCCAUCUGUCAUUCUCUCCUCAACCUCAGCCUCUGACUUGGCUCCUCUAAGCCCUCAGAGCUGAGCUGGCUCCUCCUGAGGCCAGAAGUGAGGGCUUCAGCCAUUCUCACCCAGGGCAGGGGGCAGAUGAAGUGAAUCAUCAGGAAGGAUUCACAAGCAGGGAGGAUGGUUGAGCUGUUGCCUCAGAGGAGCCUCUUGACCCCUCUGCGUGGGGUGAGGGUGGGUUAGGGCUGGCAGUAGAAGGGAUGCCCUUUGUAGGGCAGGCCAGAGAGACCUGGAGCCUUUAGCUGCUUCUACUCCCCCAGUAACAGAUGUGGCAACCGUGCCCAGAGAGGGGCUCUCUCUUCAGGUUGGUCUCAGCAUACAAAGGGACGGGACCCAGAGCCUGUGUUCCAAUUGCCUGGAGAUUCUAGGAGCCGCUGAGGAGAGCAGAGGGAGAUGCGUGGGGUGGGAGGUGCUCUGUGUGGGGGUCUGUGUGUAGUCCUGAGCUUGAAGCGGCUGGGACUUGCUGGACUGGUAUGUGAUGGGAUGAGUUUGGGGGAGAACAGUUCCCAUUAGAAGCAGUGUUAGGGAUGGAGAUCGAUGCCUUCCUUAAGUUCCAGGCCUCUGAAGGGCCUGGGUCCCUUGGAGUCCCUGCCCCCUUGCCUUGACUGGAAGUUGACUGGGAGAACUGUGAGUCAGAAUAACCCAGAUGUCUUGUUGUGGCCGGAGAUGCUGGUUCUGAUGGCUUGGAGGGCCCCGGGCCACUCCUGGGCCCCUUACCUCAUCCUGGUGUUCAAUAAAUCACUGACCCAAUGAGCCAUGAUGGCUGGAA